AGGAGAGAGAAGCGAAAAGGGGGCACGGCUACACAGCACGCUUUGAUCUCUACAUUUCCAUUCCAUUGCUAGCGAGACAACGUGCAGCCACGCCGAUCUUCAGCUCGCUCUCGACAUCGACACAUAUUAUCUUGAGAAAUCUCUUUGAGAAUUAAAGAUGUACAGACUACCAGCCUUGUUGAGAGGAACUGCUCUACGCCAGUUACAGACGCGUACUUAUGCCAAAGAUGUUCGUUUUGGAUCGGAUGUUCGUGCCUUGAUGUUACAGGGUGUAGACAUCUUGGCAGAUGCCGUGGCUGUGACAAUGGGCCCUAAAGGACGUAACGUUAUUCUGGAACAAAGCUGGGGCAGUCCAAAGAUUACAAAGGACGGUGUAACUGUGGCAAAAGGCAUUGAGCUAAAGGAUAAGUUUCAAAAUAUUGGAGCCAAAUUAGUACAAGAUGUAGCAAAUAAUACAAAUGAGGAAGCUGGUGAUGGUACAACAACAGCAACUGUAUUAGCUAGAGCAAUAGCCAAAGAAGGAUUUGAGAAAAUUAGUAAAGGUGCAAAUCCUGUAGAAAUUAGACGAGGUGUAAUGCUAGCAGUAGAUAGAGUCACCGAUGAGCUUAAAACUUUAAGCAAGCCUGUUACAACACCGGAAGAAAUUGCUCAAGUAGCAACAAUAUCCGCUAACGGUGACAAAGCCAUUGGCAACUUGAUUUCCGACGCCAUGAAAAAAGUCGGAAAAGAAGGUGUGAUCACUGUGAAAGAUGGCAAAACACUGACUGACGAACUAGAAGUCAUUGAGGGAAUGAAAUUGGACAGAGGCUACAUCUCUCCAUACUUCAUCAAUUCCAGCAAAGGAGCCAAGGUCGAAUUCCAAGAUGCUCUCCUUCUUUUUAGCGAGAAAAAGAUUUCCUCUGUACAAAGCAUUAUUCCUGCCUUGGAAUUGGCCAAUGCACAACGCAAACCUCUCGUUAUAAUCGCCGAAGAUGUGGAUGGUGAAGCUUUAUCGACGCUUGUUGUCAAUCGUCUGAAGAUUGGAUUGCAAGUGGCUGCAGUUAAAGCUCCCGGCUUUGGUGACAAUAGGAAAGCCACUCUUCAAGACAUGGCGAUAUCCACUGGCGGCAUUGUGUUUGGCGAUGAUGCCAAUCUCGUCAAAUUGGAAGACGUUCAGGCAAGUGACUUGGGUCAGGUGGGAGAAGUCAUUAUCACGAAAGAUGACACUCUGAUUUUAAAAGGCAAAGGAAAAAAGAUAGAUAUCGACAGAAGAGCCGAUCAGAUUAGGGAUCAAAUCGAAAACACUACGUCUGACUAUGAGAAAGAAAAGCUGCAAGAGCGUCUGGCGAGAUUAGCGUCCGGAGUCGCUGUUCUGAGAGUUGGUGGCAGCAGCGAAGUGGAAGUCAAUGAAAAGAAGGACCGUGUGCACGACGCACUCAAUGCCACUCGUGCUGCCGUCGAAGAAGGAAUCGUUCCUGGAGGUGGGACUGCUCUGUUGAGGUGCAUACCAGUGUUGCGACAGCUCAAAGCAACGAAUGGCGAUCAGGAAACCGGAAUCAAGAUUGUGGCAAACGCUUUACGUAUGCCGUGUCUGCAGAUUGCACAGAAUGCCGGUGUCGACGCUAGUCUGGUGGUGGCUAAAGUGAGCGAGAGCAAGCUCGGUUAUGAUGCUUUGAACGAUGAAUAUGUUGAUAUGAUUGAGAAGGGCAUCAUCGACCCCACGAAGGUCGUACGUACGGCGCUCACCGAUGCGGCGGGCGUCGCAUCGUUGUUGACGACGGCGGAAGCGGUCGUCACAGAGUUGCCUAAGGAAGAACCCCAAUCGCCAAUGGGUGGUAUGGGCGGUAUGGGAGGAAUGGGUGGCAUGGGCGGCAUGGGCAUGUAAAAAGAAAAACAAAGACUGAAAGAAAGAUAGCCCAUAUUGUGGUGGUUAUUAACAAUGUUCUUCUUAAUUAUAUACUAUUUGUUGGAAAGUAUUGCUUCAUGCAUGUUUCGUAAAAGAGCAGUACAAAAGUACAUAAUAUUUAAUAUGUAUUUAAUAUAUAAUGAAUUUAUAUGUAUAUAUUUCACCAUACUAUAUACGGCAAGUCUUUUUUUCAUUUUCAAAUAUUUCAGUGAACAGAUGUGCACUGGGAGAAGUGUGUGAUAUUUGGAACUAUAAUUGCAUAAGACUAUAAUUAUAGUCGGAAUACUUAUUUUUAUAGGAAUUGUUACUACAAUGUUAGCAAUAAUAACCUUAUGUGUAUAAUACUGCCGAUUAUAUAACUUACCAUGGUUACUGCAAUUAUUCUUUUCUCUCGAUAUGAGAACAGCAAAUUAAUCAUAUGUGCUGUCAUUUCGUUCAAAUGGAAUUACAUAUUAUGUAGAAUCGAUAAUUGUAAUACUAUAUAUUAUAUAAGUAAAAUUUAUUUUGAACUAUUUUUAAACAAUUGACACUUGUGUGUGCUAAUCAAAAGUUGUGUUUACAUCUAAGAUUUUCAAGAUCGUUUAUUGCUCUUAUGCGAACUAUGUACAAAAAACACUUUCAAAUGAAUGAUAUACAAUUAAGAAAGUGUAUAUGUAUAAGUUAUUCUAGAAAAUACAACUGUUUCAUAAAGCCAGAAA
This is a messenger RNA of Linepithema humile (Argentine ant), 2583 nucleotides long. RefSeq names its product Heat shock protein 60A. Lineage: Eukaryota; Metazoa; Arthropoda; Insecta; Hymenoptera; Formicidae. Gene Ontology annotation, molecular function: protein-folding chaperone binding; ATP-dependent protein folding chaperone; ATP binding. Gene Ontology annotation, cellular component: mitochondrial matrix; mitochondrial inner membrane. Gene Ontology annotation, biological process: protein import into mitochondrial intermembrane space; mitochondrial unfolded protein response; apoptotic mitochondrial changes. The record is from RefSeq and is a predicted model, not a curated record.